Messenger RNA from Volvox carteri f. nagariensis, 9171 nucleotides. RefSeq lists its product as uncharacterized. The transcript is spliced from 15 exons. NCBI's taxonomy places the organism in Eukaryota, Viridiplantae, Chlorophyta, Chlorophyceae, Chlamydomonadales, Volvocaceae. The coding region runs from base 1 to 9171 and encodes 3056 amino acids. The record is from RefSeq and is a predicted model, not a curated record.
AUGGGGGACCAAAAAAUUGAGUGGCCGGAACCUCUCCUCCCGAGUCCUCUACAGCCGGGUGCUUCACCAGGGCUGGCGCUGCCAUCGAUGAACGGCUGGAUCUUCACAAGCCAGCAAAGUCCACUUUCGGAUUUUUCGAAAGCAGUUGACCUAUCGGCGGAGUUUCCCUUCGGCGCGUUCAUGCGGUUGCCAAGUGAAGCAGCGUUGUGGGGCGCCACAUCGGCAGAGCAGAACCGAUCCAAUCACGAGGCCGCAACUAGGAACAUUGGCUCUCCGAUGGCCACUGGUUGGGCAUCCGUCGGCACGGAGGGUCCCGUCUCACCCGCCAACCUCAAACAACAAUUGCACGACGAGGCUGAGGCCAUUCUGUCGGACUUUAGGCAGACCUUAUCACGCUCCAUGAAUCUCCGUGAUAGCGCUGCGCGCCCUCACCCUGCCGACAGCCUCAGUAGCGCCGGGAAUAUCGAGGCUCCGCCCACUUUUACGACCGCAGUGGCUGCAAUUUGUACUGUCCAUGGUGCAACGCCGUCGAUCGCUGGAGUCUCCUUUAACAGCGAGGGAUGCCGAGCUCAGGGCUCCUUAGCGCAGCGAUGCCGGGGCUCUUGGUCUGCGGACGCUGAAGGAGUGGCAUCCGAUUCGCUGAGAUCCUCUCGUACCGUGGACUCGCCUGCGGGCUCACGCAUGAAGGGACCGCAGAGGAAGCUCAAUUGGGAGGAGGGAUCUGCUUGGCGCGUGCGGACAUACCGCAGCAGCACCCCAGGCACGAAAGAGCAUUCGACGUCCCGUUCGUUGCUGGCCAAGCGGUACAGCUUCCGGCACACACACUCUCACCGCGAAGCCAGCACGACAAAAAGCACGCCACGGGUAGUACCGAAGCGCCUCACACUGGUAUUGCCGACGGCACGUGUUUUGGCUUCCAUGCCAGUUGACACCAACUCGCAAGCGCAAUGUACAUCUGGCACAGCCGAGGACGGCAGCAUGCUGCAAAGCGAUGCUACCACCAGCGGUGUUGUGCAGCAUGGCCAGCCAGUAAUCGUGGUGCAGCAAGCGGCAACACCGCCUAACCAGGCUUUGUGGCCCCAGGGGGCUGGGCCGUGCGUCAACGCCUCUGGCUUGGACAUCGCGGCGCUGCUAGCUGACACCUCCCCUGUGGUGCCCUUCGCACACAACUCCUUUCAAACGCCAAGCAUGGGCAUGACCGCCUAUCCCCUGAGCAACAUAAUGUAUGGCUCGACCCCUUUCCAGCCUGUGGAUGACAACCACUCGGCAGGCCUUAUGGGGAAGGAAAGCCAGAUGGGCGUGGAAGCGCGAAGAACAUGCUCGGCAGGCCCCCUAUCCGCGUUAGCUGAGCAGCAGCAACAGGCUGAUGUGUUUCAUUGGAGAUCGGCAGCCUCGCCGCCUCCUGCCCAACGCAGUCCGCUGCUGCCAGAGGCGAGUGUUACGUUCGGGUGGCUGCCGGCCGGCAGUUGUGAGUCUUCCCCACCCGCAGCCAGUAGACGCUUGCUGCUGACGCCGGAGUCGGUGGCCACCUUCGGCCACGGCAGUCCUUACCAGCCCUACGAUUUAGCAAGGGGUCAUGUGCCACCAUCGGUGCACCAGCCGCGACCCUGGGCUGGUACCUGGGGCGCUGAGGGAAGCAGCUUCACAGGGCGCCCCGGGGAUAUUGCACUUCAGGGCAACGCAGAGGCGAAACAAAGGGCUGAGAAUGCGGUUCAGCGUGCCGGUCCUGUGGUGGAGCAGCACAGCCCGAUUGGCUCGGCGGCUGCCAGUGCCGAGCAGGAAGUGGGCAUAGGGAUGCUGGACGGCGUCUGCAGCUGGGAGCAAGGGUUGCCUGACCCCUUGGUGCAACAGCCCACAUCACAGCUGUUGUCUCCGGGUCGCGAAGAUGCGUAUGUUUCUCGUCAGCGGUCACAAGCUGGGAUGCCUUGGCAGGCCGGGUCCCUGGCCAUGCAUGCAAAGGAAGGUCGCGACGUCUCGCUUGGCCAUCACAGCAUAGGGAAGAUUGGUGCUUGCAGCCUGGCUAGCCAGCAAAUGCUGGUCACCGACGCCGCUGCAGCACCAACCGUUUGUGCAGGGGGCCGUGGCUGGUCGUCCUUCAUAAGCGGCAAAGCAUUACGGUACGAUCCUAACGGGUACCGCAGCACCUGCAGCAGCACGGAGCUGGGUGGUGCCGAUGCUGAGUUGUCAGGGCGAAGUGACGUGACACCGCGCGCUGAUGGCGACAUCAAGGUUCAGCCCUGGCAGAUCCAGGAAAAUCCUGCCUUUGAGGAGGACUUAGAUGCGGAUGCCACGGAUAUUUCCUCCCAGCUGGGUUUCAAUACCAACCAAAACCAGCUGGGCCCUUUGACAGCCAGUUCGCCUUGGGCUGCUGCUGCUGGAGUCCUUGGCGACUUUAGCUUUCCAGGCGAGGACGGCCGUGACUUAGAGAGAGACGUUGGCCAUGUCAUGCACAGAACACCCGCGGGCACCCACAUGGGCCGCUUAGGUGUUGCUGGAUCAGUAUUGCGCCCGUUCUGGGCCGGAGCUGUCGCUUCACCGGAUGCCACCCCUUCGCGUGCCUUCGUUCUUCCGGAAGGUGCCCGUGCGGAUGACGUGGGUACCACUGAGGACAGCAGCAGUGACAGCUCAGACAGCGACAGUCCGCGCACAACCGCACUUAACCGGGCGCUGGCCUCUGCCGGGCUUGGGUUGGGCACAGGUUCCAAACUGUAUGGCAUGCCGAGACGUCAUGGCCCUCUGCUCGAUGGGGUGAUGAGCAAUGCCGUUGUAGAUGAUGACGUAGUCGAUGACCGGCGGGACACGGCCACCAGCCGCGCGAUGGGAAGCCAAAGCCCGGCCGGCGCUGGCAUGGCGUCCGGCAGCAGGGCCGCCCUUUCGAGCGGCAUGGGUGCGGAGGACCAGUCUUUGAUUCAGGAGCUCGAGCACGCUCAGACGUUGCUCCUGCAGCUACUCGCAGCCGCGAACGAAGCCCCCUGGCCGACCCCACCGCCACCGCCCUCUCCAGUGCGUGAGCUCACCCCUGUGGAGAGGGCCGCAGCCGCACGAGCACAGGCGGAUGGAGCCAUGGAUCCUGUGGCAACAGCAACAGUCCGCAGUUGUGAAAGCCACGUUGAUUACGAAGAGCAGGGAACUUUGCAAGUCUCUGCUUGCAGCAGCAUGAGCAACGGCGUUGGCAACCCGCUGGUUGUGCAGGCGGCCUCAGCGGCCAUGGGUAAGGCGCUGGCGCGUCUGAGCAAGCUCUCUCGCGACAACAAGGAUCUUCAACGAGUGAGCGAGCAGCUGCGGGCAGAGCUUUCGCAGUCCAGCUCGAAGAACGUGGAGCUACAGACGCGAAGCAAGAUGCUGCAAGCUAUGCUGUUGGAGAGUGGUCGUCAGGCUGACAAGAAGGCCCAGUCACACCAGCGGUGCUGUCAGCGCCUGGAAGCCCACCUCAACUCCUCACUACAGCGCAUACGUGACCUGGAGCGCUACAAUACACAGCUCAGCCUGGAGGGCAGGCAAAUCGCACGCCAGAUGCAGCUGGCUCAGAUCCAGGUUGCUGAGUCAGAUCAGGUCACGGCUGCGCUGCGAGAAAAGGUGGCCUUGCUAGAGCGUCAGCUGGCUGCAGUGUGCACCUGGAAGGGGCCAAAGUUGGAGUCGAAGGAGCACCACCUCGACCCAGUUAGCACCGGCGCAGGGCAUGGUGCUGUGGAGGUAGCAGCAGGGGAGCCACGGUGGCAAGAUGACGCAGUGGCGGAGCAGCUAAGUUUGCUACACGAUGCCGCGGACUCGCGGUGUUGCAAGGGCAAGGCAGCAAAUGCGGCCGAGGCAGGACGUCACCCAUCCACACCUGCUGAGAUGCGAGUCCAGGAGAUAGAAGGAUUUCAGUUUCCGCAAGCCCAGGGAAAACGGGUGCUGUUAUUGGAGGAGCAAUUGCAAGCGGCACAGAAUGAAUUGGGUCGUCUUCAGGCAGCAGCGGACGCUGCAGCGGAGCACGAGCAGCAUUUACAGGCAGAGCUGCAAGCCGCGCGAGUGGCGAUGGCGGAGUUGGCGGCAGAGCGCGCUGCCGCACGCGCAGAAGUUUUACGUAGGGAGGACAAUGCGCAGAAGGUGUCUCUGGCUGUGCAGGAAGCUCGCGGCGCUGCAGAGCUGGCGGCUGUGAACUGUGCACGGGUGGCUGCUGAGGCGCUAGAAGCCGAGCAGCAGCAUGAGGCUGCAAUUGCGGAAGCAGAAACGAAGGCGGCUGAGCUGCGGCAGCAGCUGGACGCCGCAGCAUGGGAACUGCAGCAAAUGGCAAGCCAGGCCGCCACGGCAAUGCAGCGUGCCGAGGCUGCGGAGAUACGGGAGCAUGCGCUGCAGGAACAACUUCAGGGCGCACUAGCGAAGGUGGACAGGAUGCAGGAAGAGCUGGACGAGGCACGCAAAUCGCUUGAGGAAGUAGUCGCUGUGAAAGAGGAGGCGGCGCGCAAUGCUGCGGCUGUCUCGGAUCUGGAGAUGGCCCUUGUGACCGAGUCAACGCAUGUUCUUGAGCUUACUCAGCGCAGCGAGCAAGUGGAGGCAGCCCACCGGGACGAGGUGCAGCAGCUGCGCUCACAGUUAGAGGCUGCACGUGACCGCCAGCAGCUUACAGAUACGGAGCGCGCCGAGCUGCAAGCCGCACAUCUUGCUGCUAGGGGAAUGCUCGAGCAGCUGUCCGUGCAGCUUGCCGCUGCCCGUAGUGAGGUGGAGUCCAUUGAGCAGGAACGGGAUCACCUUCAAUCAGAGCGCGAUCGUCUGGUCGAGGAAGCCAACAAGGAGGCGGCCAGGCUGGCAGAUGCACGCGAGGAGGCCUCAUCACUUCAGGAAUCCAUUGAUGAGAUGCAGGCUGGUCAGCAGCAGCUGCAGGCGGACCUGAAGGCCGCAGAGAGUGCGCUGCGAGGUGCGAUGGAGCGUUUGGCUGAAGUGCAGGCCUUCCGGACGUCAAUGGAGGCCGAGCUGGAACAGCUCCGCAGAGAGCUUUCAUUGGCGCGUGACACCGCUGAGGAGGUAACCUUAAGACUGCAGGCUGCGGAGUGCGACAAGUCAGCACUGGCGGAGCGGGUCCGGCACCUGCGGCAGGAUUUGGAUGAGCAGGGAACCCUGAUGCGCGAUGCGGAAGCUAGGUCUUCCAUGGCAGAGACUGCCCUCGAGGAGGUCCGGGAUGAGCACCAGCUGCUGCGGAAUAACCUGGACAGCCUGGCAGAUGACCUAGCCACCGUACAGGCAACCCUGCGUGAGCGAGAGGCACAGCUGCAGGCCGCUGAGGAGGAGCUGCUAGCUGCUAAGGAGAAGCUGCAGGCCGAAGCAGUGAGUCAAUCGCGGGCGUUGGCGGAGGCUCAAGCGCGCGGCGCGGAGGCAGAAGCACGGGCGGAGGCCGCGGCAGUGGCAUGUGCAGCUGCAGAGGCGGCGGUGGAGAUGGAGCGCAGUAAGGUAGCGGAUUUGGAGGGAGAGAUGCAGGUGGCCACAAGGAAGAUGGUAGAGCUGCAGAAGCUGGCGGAGGCCAAUACUUGCGCCACAGCAGCUGCCUCCACGGCCGGUGCCGCCGAAGACGAGAGUACCCAGCGGCGGCUACUCUGCAGUGCAGCAGACGUGGUGGCCUCGUGUCUGGCAAUACAUGAGGUUGCGGUGGAGAUGGCAUCGCCACGGCCGGUGCCAGUCUCGGGGCCUGCUGAGCAAAGGCCAUCUUACAGUGUUACCCCGAACCGCUGGAGCUCCCGCAGUAGCCAUGGCGGCGGCGUUGCCUCACAGGCAGGGUCUGAGUCUGAGUCAUCAAGCCCGAGCCUUCAGCUGGCCGCCCAGGUCGUCGCUGCCUCAGCUGAGCUUGCUGACCUCCAGCGCCGCCACCAGGACGCUGAGGAGCUCAUUGGGAGGCUGCGGCAGGACUUGGAGAGCCAAUGCAGCAAGUGCGCAGGUCUGGAGGCAAAGCUACUGGACCGCGAGGUCGACCUGGCAGCUGCACGCCGAGCGCAUGAGGACGCGCUGCUUGAACUGCACCACAUGCGGCGCUUGGAACGCCAGCCUGAGGCGCCGAGGCCAGCGGCGGCUGCUCCGCCGGGCCGGCUGCUCCCGUGCCCUGUCCCUGGCACCACCCCCAAAGCCUGGCGGCAGCAGCAGGAGCAGCAAGUUACUGCUUCGGCCGUGUUUUCCUCGUCCGCCUGGUCUCCCAGUUCCUCCAUGUUUGUGGAGCGUUGCAGCAUGGUGUUGCCGCUGAGUCCGACGCGAUCAUUUUUGCGUGACUCAAUCGCCACCGCCUCCCUGCUUGAUGAAGGCCGCCGCCUGUCACUGCUCCGUGGCGGCUCGUUGCGGGGAAACAACAAAUUCCUUGGCACUUCGCAGGACUUCCGCGGCAGUAUUGAUGGCGCAGGCGCGCUCGCAGCAUCCGCCACGCCCAUUAGCCUGUGGGUUGAGCCCGGGUCCGCCGGACCUCCCCUCACUAUCGGAACAGUGGCAACCCCUCUGGAAAGCGCCGACUGCACACCGAGGGACCCUCUACCCAGGGCCCAUGAACGGUACUAUCGCGGCCACGAAGGCGGCGCCGGUGCCACCGCUGCAGUCACGAACCUGCAGAACAGCUCAGCGCACUCACCCGGGAUCUCCAUAUCGCUUCGGGCGCGCGGUAAUGACUAUGCCCUGAAAGGAGACAGUUCGCCGGAAGUCCAAGGCUUUGAGCCGCUGAGAGCGUCACAAGCACAUAACGGGGAUGGGCUUCAUGCGUCAUACAACAGCUUGGUGAUGGGUGGCGUUGCAUUCGGCGCUGGGACUGGGUGCGACUCCCCGACUGCUGGUGGCAUGGGCCUACUGGGCGCCGGUACGGGCAGCGGCGGCUCGAGGGGCCUGCAGCUGACCGUGCAGCUGUUGGAGCUGCGAUACGCGGUACAGAAAGUGGAACAGGCAGCGGGAGAGCUGGCAGGGGUGUUGCUGGCGAAGGGCCAAGUAGCAGCGUUAAACACGACCAUCUUGUCAACUCCUGUGAAGACGAGCUCUCUUGACUCGGCUCGCGGCUGCGGCGGCCGCCGGCAAUUGACAGCCAAUCUCAGCGACGCCGCCGCGGAGGCUGCCGUGCAGGAGCGGGCCUGGUUAGCCGACAGCCUGGCCAACCUCACCGGUCGCGCUGGGUCGGUGGCCCAGCAGCUGGACUGCUGCCUGGAUGCGGCCCUGGUUAUCUGCAGCACAGGAUCUGCAACGGCAAAGGCAGAUGAGCAGCGUGUGGCGGGAUCGGGCUUCGCUGCUGAGUUCCAGCCCUUCCUAUCACCUCUGGCCGUCCGUGUCUUGGAGGCUGAGCUCGCGGAUCUGCGGACGCAGUUUGAGCAGGCGCAGCAGCAGGCAGACCAGGCGCUACAGUUGCAGCACGCGCAGCACGUGGAGGAGUGCGCUGCGCUGAUUGCCGACGCCAACCAGUACCGGGACCUGGCGCAACGGAUGAAGGAGCAACUCGAGGUUCUGGACCGGGACAGACAGAUGGACCGCAACAUGUUCAUAGAGCAGGUGAAGGAAGCACAGCUCCAGGUGGAGUCGCAGCACCGCGUCAAUAUGCAGCUGGCGGAGCAGUGCAGCGAGCAGGAGGUCCUCAUUGCGGAGAAGGAGGCAAUCAACGCGGAGCUUCGGCAACAACUGGACCGGGCGACCACGACUGCAGCGGCGGCAGCCACCGCCGCCGCUGCCGUGGUGAGCCACCAGGAGCGACAGCGCGGCUACCUAAGCAGCAGCCACAGCGCCGGGCCCGACGGCUACCGCAGCCACGGCCAAGCGCACAGCUACGGAGGCCCCCAUGGCCAAACACCGGCAAGUCAUGUGUAUGGCAACCCCUGGCCCUCGGCCGGUGCAGGUCAGCAAUGGGAGGGACCUGCAGCCCAUGGUCUACACGAUGGUGGCCAGUCCACGUACCGGGAAUCCCACGCCAGCACUUCGUCCAUUGGGGAGGCGUGCCCCACGACGGAUCGCGACGGCGGUGGCGGUGAUCUUUGCGGAAAUAGCGUUGACAGUUGCGGUGGCUGCGGUGGUGGUUGCUACAAUAAAGGUACGGCAGCUGCGGGACCAUCAGCUGGCUGGCCGGCCAGCUCGGCCAUGAGCUCUGGCCUUGCGCCGGGCCACAUGCCACCGCCAACAGCGACGCCGAACAGCGCGGGCGUACAGGGCCUUCGCCUGGAACUUCUUCACGCGGAGUUUUCUCGUCCUCUGAACAGCAACAGCCGAUGCAUCCACCUUGAGGGGGCUGGCAUCCGCAGCGGCGAUCAUCCCAGCACGACCGGGUGGUCCGUGGGCGUGGAGCAGGAAGGGGUGGACAGCCGCCGCCGGGGUAGCAGUUGUGCGGUACAGCCCGACGGCAGCGCAGGGACAUUUAGUGAAGAUGAGGCUCGGCUGUGGGCUGAGAUGCUGCAGCUGCUUAAGGUCGGUGAAGGCGGAAGCAGCAGUGCCGGCGGUGCUGGGAAUGGAAGCCGCAGCCGUGGUGCCAGUACAGGUGGCAGCCGCCGCCACACGGCUGAUGGCAAUAGCGCGUCGGUGCCGCGAGUGCUGGCACUGACGUCGUCUGGUGAAGCGGGUGGUAUGCAGCUGGCGCAGGUGCCGCUUACCGCCCGCAGCGAAGGCGAGUUGCACUCGAUGGCGAUGGCAGCCGCCGGGUCAUCGCACUGGCGUGCGGAGAUGUUGGCGCGCGCGGUUUCAUACAUGUCGCUGCUGAGCGCACAAAAUCGCAAACUGGCGAAGCUAUUAAGGGGAGUGGCGGCAGGUCGCACUGCAGCGGCGGCGGCGGCGCCUCCGGCGGCUGCCGCAGGUGGCGGAAUGGAUAGCCUAGCAGCGCGGUUGGAAGCUCUACAGAAAGAAAAUGCGGAGCUACGGGAUAAGUACCAAGCGGCGCAGAUGGCGCAAAAGACGAGCGCACAGGCGAUGCGGACUAUGGGGAAUGAGAACCGGCAGUUGCACAGCAAGCUCAUGGAGCUGAUUGGCGCACAGACGGUGGCCAUGCAGUCUAAGGCACCAUUCGAAGUGCACGUCAGCUCCCUAGCCAACGGCAGUAGCUGCAGCAACCACCAGCGAGCCACAGGUCGCGAAUCAUUUCGCCAAUCAUGUGACAACCCCACUCACAUCAACAGGAUACGCUACAGGGACUGCGCAUUCCUGCCGAUGCACCGUUUCCGCAUUGCUCAUGCAGUGGCGUUGUCCUCAGCCCUCUUUUAA